Molecule: messenger RNA, 4610 nt
Organism: Lutzomyia longipalpis
Lineage: Eukaryota; Metazoa; Arthropoda; Insecta; Diptera; Psychodidae
Gene: Upf1
Product: regulator of nonsense transcripts 1 homolog
Exons: 4
Coding region: 208-3555 (1115 amino acids)
Biological process (GO): nuclear-transcribed mRNA catabolic process, nonsense-mediated decay
Cellular component (GO): cytoplasm
Molecular function (GO): DNA binding; RNA binding; ATP binding
Source: RefSeq, a predicted model, not a curated record
CGAGUCAGAGGAAUUUUUUGACGUGACAAGUAAAAAUUUUUGUCUCGCUGGAUGAAAAAUCACAUUUUCCCCCUGAAAUCUCUCAAGAUUAUCACCUUAAUUCACCUGAACAAGACCUGUAGGUAUCAUCUGAAGUGCAGGUAGUGAGAAAAUUGCUGAGUAAACGUGCGCAAUUGCAGGAAAUUGGAAAAUUUGCCAAGGAGCAAGAUGAGUGUCGACACGUACGGGCCGAAUUCCCAGAGUUUGACUUUUCUGGACACGGAGGAGGAUCUGAUUGGGGCUGACACUCAAGGAACUGACUUUGAUUUCCGCGAUUUCACCGUACCCUCGCAGACGCAGGGAUCGCAGCUUGAUAACCUGAGUGGACCAUCGACAAGUCAGGUUAAUGGCUUCGGGAAGCGCCUGGAUAUUGGGACGAAAGUUUCUGCCCUCGUGGGCGGGAUAAAUGAUUUGCAAUUUGAGGAGGAAGACGACGAUGCCUUCCUCUCGAAUCAGGACCUUCCGGGCCAUGCAUGCAAGUACUGUGGCAUCCACGAACCCAGCACAGUGGUUAUGUGCAAUAUCUGCAAAAAGUGGUUCUGCAACGGGCGUGGAAGUACUUCCGGAUCCCACAUUGUUAACCACCUGGUACGGGCGAAGCAUCGUGAAGUGACUCUGCACAGUGAUGGACCACUGGGAGAGACUGUCCUUGAGUGCUACUCAUGUGGCGUGCGAAAUGUCUUUGUUUUGGGCUUUAUUCCCGCCAAAGCAGACUCGGUGGUUGUCCUCCUCUGCAGACAACCAUGUGCUGCGCAGAAUAGUUUGAAGGACAUGAAUUGGGAUCAGGAACAGUGGAAACCCCUCAUUUCCGAUCGCUGCUUCCUGUCGUGGCUCGUGAAGGUUCCCACGGAGCAGGAACAGCUGCGUGCGAGGCAGAUUUCCGCAGCACAGAUCAACAAGCUCGAGGAGCUGUGGAAGGACAACGUUGAGGCGACUUUUCAGGACUUGGAGAAGCCUGGAAUUGACAAGGAGCCAGCACAGGUGCAGCUACGCUAUGAUGAUGGGUAUCAGUAUCAGAAUGUCUUUGGACCCCUUGUGAAGCUCGAGGCGGACUACGAUAAGCGCCUGAAGGAAUCCCAGACGCAGGAGAACAUUGAGGUGCGCUGGGAUGUGGGGCUGAAUAAGAAAACCAUCGCAUACUUCACACUGGCCAAGAGCGAUGGCGAUAUGAAGCUGAUGCACGGAGAUGAGCUGAAGUUGCGCUACGUUGGCGAGCUGCACAAGCCCUGGUUUGGCGUAGGGCACGUAAUUAAGGUUCCGGACAACUAUGGCGAGGACGUUGGGUUGGAGCUUAAAAACAGCCUGCAGGCACCAACUGAAUGCACGUCCAACUUUUCCGUGGACUUCAUCUGGAAGGGCACCUCAUUCGAUCGCAUGCAAAUGGCUCUGCGGAAGUUUGCCGUGGAUGAUAAUUCCGUCUCCAACUACAUCUACUCCCGUCUCCUCGGGCAUGGGCGUCACGAUGGCUCCGAUGAGGUUACAUUUCGCUGCACAAAUCUCCCGAAGCACUUCAGUGCUCCCAAUUUGCCGGAUUUGAAUCGUUCGCAAGUGUACGCCGUGAAGCACGCUGUCCAGCGCCCACUUAGUCUCAUUCAGGGACCUCCGGGAACGGGAAAAACAGUGACAAGUGCAACAAUUGUCUACCAGCUGGUGCGUCAGAAUGGUGGCCCCGUACUCGUGUGUGCCCCCUCAAAUACAGCUGUUGAUCAGCUCACGGAGAAGAUUCAUCGGACAAACUUGAAGGUUGUGCGUGUUUGCGCCAAGAGUCGCGAAGCAAUUGACUCCCCCGUGAGCUUCCUGGCGUUGCACAAUCAAAUUCGCAACAUGGAGAGUAAUUUGGAGUUGCAGAAGCUCCAAUUGCUGAAGGAUGAAACGGGAGAGUUGAGUUCGUCCGAUGAGAAACGCUACAGGGCGCUCAAGAAGUCAGCUGAACGGGAACUCCUGGAGGCAGCUGAUGUGAUUUGCUGUACAUGCGUCGGAGCGGGAGAUCCUCGUCUUGCACGCAUCAAAUUCAAUUCCAUUCUCAUUGACGAGAGUAUGCAAUCAACGGAGCCCGAAUGCAUGGUACCCGUUGUCCUGGGGGCGAAGCAACUAAUCCUGGUUGGGGAUCACUGUCAGCUGGGUCCUGUGGUGAUGUGCAAGAAAGCCGCCAAGGCGGGAUUGUCACAGAGUCUGUUUGAGAGGCUCGUGGUUCUGGGAAUUCGUCCCUUCCGCCUGGAAGUGCAGUACAGAAUGCAUCCGGAACUAUCGCAAUUCCCGUCGAAUUUCUUCUACGAGGGUAGCCUGCAGAAUGGUGUGUGUGCUGAUGAGAGGAAGUACAAGGUGGAGUUCCCAUGGCCACAGCCCGAUAGGCCAAUGUUCUUCCUUGUAACGCAAGGGGCUGAGGAAUUGGCUGGCUCGGGGACUUCCUACCUGAAUCGCACUGAAGCCUCCAAUGUGGAGAAGAUUACCACGAGAUUCCUCAAGGCGGGCAUUCGUCCGGAUCAGAUUGGCAUUAUCACACCGUACGAAGGGCAGAGAGCCUACUUGGUGCAGUACAUGCAGUACCAGGGUAGUCUCCACUCCAAACUCUAUCAGGAGAUUGAAAUUGCCAGCGUUGAUGCCUUCCAGGGGCGUGAGAAGGAUUUCAUUAUAAUGUCAUGUGUGCGUUCGAAUGAACACGAAGGGAUUGGCUUCCUCAAUGAUCCACGACGUCUCAAUGUGGCUCUAACACGUGCUCGGUAUGGGAUAAUAAUCGUUGGGAAUCCGAAGGUUCUCUCCAAGCAGCCUCUGUGGAAUCAUCUGCUGAAUUUCUACAAGGAGAAGAAGGUUCUCGUCGAGGGAUCCCUCAAUAACCUAAAGGAGUCCCUCAUUCAAUUCGCAAAGCCCAAGAAGAUCAUCAAUACGCUCAAUCCGGGAUCACAUUUCAUGUCCAACGUCAUGUAUGACGCAAAGGAUGCCAUGGUUGCGGGUUCUAUCUACGAUAAAUCCAGCACAUUUGCAAUGAAUCAGUACCAACCGUCGCAGCAGCCACCAAUUGGUUUUGGUGCCAUUGGUAGUGGACACUCCCGGAAUGCGCAAGUGGACAUGUUCUCCCGGACACAUGAUUCAAUCAGCUACAUCUCCCCCGAGAGGGCAGCAAUGAACAAUAUGCCCGUUCCUGUGGGGAUGUUUAUGAAUAUGACCAACAUCCCACCGAGAUUCUAUCAGCAUCAGCAGGCAAUUCAGGCUGCGAAGCAGGGACGUCGCAAGGGGGUGCCCAAUGGUCCAACUUCAGGGCUCUCCGCAAUUGCCAAUGCUGCGCGCACGUCGAAGAGUCGCAAUGCCAGCCAAGGGGGACCCCUGACGCAAGGUAUGAGUCAGGGGAUGAGCCAACCGGGCUUCUGUCUCUCCCAGCCGGGAGAUCUUUCGCAGGACUACAUGGGUGACUACCAAUCGCAAAUGGAUGGGAUUCUGAGUCAGGAUUAUCUUCAUAGUCAAGGAGCUGAGAGAAUGAGCUUCGGCGGAGCAAAUAGUCAGUACACCCAACCCUACUGAUAAUGAGCUCUUAAGGCCGGAGCAGGAGAUUCGAGGAUUUCUACAUGGUCGUGGUUUAAAAUGCAAAACACUUGAAAGAGAGAGAUGAAACAACACUAUGAGCCUGGAAAAUGAUGUGGAGGAGAAACAAACAAACAAGCAAAAUGAAAAAAUGAAUUAAUGCGCGCAGCAAAUGAAUGUUGAGAAAUUGCAAAGAAGAUGAAGCUGCUGAAUUUGGGGACAAAAUCAGGAGAGAGAGAGAGAAGUAAAAGAAGUGGAGGAUACAACAGCAUGGUGAGAGAGAGUGAAGGAGUUUUGUGUGUGGAUUACAAUAUCGAAUGGCGACUUGUGGUCGUGCGGAAAAUGGGAAGAUGACGAGAGAUGGUGUCUGAACCCUCCGGAAAAUCCCCCCAAUAAACUCGAUGAUCACACACACAGAUAGAGACGCUAAUGAGAUGCCCAACAUUCAGUGGGAUUCGCUGCAAAAAAAAGGGAGAAAUCCAAUCAAACAGCUCUCCUCUGGUCUUCUCCAAGAAAACUUAAAAAAAAGCAAAAAAAAAAUGUUUCAUCCUUCAACAAAUGGAAGAAUAUUUGAAUGGAUCUUCCUCUACUUUUAAUCUAAAAAGCGUGGGACGGUGCUUCAAAAAAACAUCCUGCUGCCUCUUUGUAAGGAUUCUUCUAUAAUGCUGAAGGGUGGGACUAAUAUAAAAUCGAUGUGAGAUGUAUAAGUUUAAUCCUUUCCUUCCCUUUUCUUUAUCUCGCGGGAAAAUAAAUCCUUCCUUCUAAUAUUAUUCUUAUUCUUAAUAUCAAAAUAAUAUCAAAGAAAUCACGACUGGCACUUUUACUUUCAAAUCAAAAUAUAAUCAUAAAAAAAUCGGAAUGAAGAAAAAGUUAUUUAUUUGCAGAAAAUUUGUGGUGUUCCAGAAGAAAAAAUUAACAAUAUCUUUUUAUCCUUUCUAUUAUCUGGCUAUUUUUUGCAUAGAGCAUCAUCCCCUGUAUCAGAUUCUCUGUAGCAAAAUAAGUGAAAUUUUCUUCUUAUUUUUUUUGGAAAAAUAAAUAUGCUUUCUUCAAAUUAA